Zychaea mexicana is the source of this 1473-nucleotide messenger RNA. Its product is annotated as major facilitator superfamily domain-containing protein. Gene Ontology annotation, biological process: transmembrane transport. The record is from RefSeq and is a predicted model, not a curated record. NCBI's taxonomy places the organism in Eukaryota, Fungi, Mucoromycota, Mucoromycetes, Mucorales, Lichtheimiaceae. The coding region runs from base 1 to 1473 and encodes 490 amino acids. Gene Ontology annotation, cellular component: membrane. Gene Ontology annotation, molecular function: transmembrane transporter activity. The transcript has 8 exons.
AUGUCCGACGAAAAAGACAUUUCCUACGAGGAAGACGUCAAAAAGACGACAAUAACGACAACUUCUACAUCUGACGAGGUGCAAGUGGAAACCGAAACAACUGAAAAGUCUGAGGAAGAAAAAGAGUAUCUGCGCAAGCUCAAUUGGAUUGUAUUGCCUUUCGCUGGCAUGACCAUCUUUUUGAACUUCUGCGACAAAUCCGCACUGAGUGUGGGCCCGGUUUUGGGAUUGAAUGCCGACUUGGGCUUAACAGGUCAGGAAUUCAGCUUGCUUGGAAGUUUAUUUUAUUUGGGUCAUUUGGUUUAUCAGCUUCCUAACCAAUUCAUGUUGCAACGAGUGCCUCAUGCAAGAUAUCUGGGUGUGCUGCUCUGUAUUUGGGGCUUGGUAAUGACGUUGACUGCAUUGACACAGAACUUUGCACAAAUGGCAGCGUGUCGAUUCUUGUUGGGUUUGUUUGAAGCGGCUGCCAUGCCAACCUUGUAUUUGGUCACGUCAAUCCUGUAUCGUCGCUCGGAACAAACUCUUGUCUUUGGUUUUAUCACUCUUUGUAACGGUGUGGGUGCUGCUGUCGGCUCAGCGAUAGCAUACGGUAUUGCACACAUGGGACAUCCGAAUGGAAUUCAAAACUGGCGAUGGAACCAUUACAUCUUUGGUGCACUUACCAUUCUUCAUGGCUUUAUUGUCUAUUUCUUUAUGGUCGAUACACCCAAGCACAAGAAACUCAAGUUGACACCUGCCGAGGAACGUAUCGCUGAUGCUCGUAUGAAGGACAAUGCCGUGACACAGCACAGAGAGUUCAAGUACGCUCAGAUCUGGGAAUGUCUUAAGGAAGCGCGCUGGUAUCUCUUGGUGAUCGCAGCCUUUUGUAUCAGUAUGCAGAAUGGUGGAAUGCUUGUGUACAGCACAACCUUCACCAUGGCUCUUGGCUUCUCUCCCCUUGAUUCCAUGCUUCUUCAAAUUCCUAGCGGUUUUGCAUCCUCUCUUGGUGUCCUUGCAGCCAUGCUCAUCGCCAGAAAGACUGGCCAGCUUCUUUACACCGGUAUUGGUCUGCUCAUUAUUGGUAUGAUCGGUCUUGUUCUCCUCUGUGCCAUCCCCGAGGGUGAAGUCAAGUUACUCGGCUUUUAUUUGAGUUGGGCAGGCACGGGUGCCUACUCACUCUUGCUGACAUAUGUUGGCAACAAUGCCAAGGGCUAUACCAAAAAGAUCUUUUACAAUGGCUGCAUUGUAGCUGCCUACACACUUGGUAACUUUGCAGGUCCAUUGAUGAUGGUUGAGCACGAGGCACCUCGCUAUUUGAGCGGUGUUGGCGGUUACCUUGCUGGUUUUGGUGUCGCCGCUAUUGCCUUUUUGAUUGUCCGUAUCCAGGCCGCAAGAACUAACAAGAAACGUAUUGCAAACGGCGCCGUAGGUGACGUGAAUCUUGCCCUUGAUCUUACUGACCAGGAGGAUGAGCAAUUCUUGUACCGCGUCUAA